UUAAUUGAAAAUGGCCACAUUUCUUGAACAAAGGCUGGCUCAAGAAUGAUACAGGGUUCACGAAUUUCUUUUUCUGCUUCUUCCCAAUAUGAACAGCAAAAUGUCCCUUUGCAACAUAUCCUGAUGUUGAGGUCUUCUGGAGAACUCACUUAGUAUUAGCAUUACAAGAUAUGUGCAUAGCCAUGAUUCUAUACACUACUUUUAUCUGUCAAGUAGAGUGACGAAAGAAGAAUUUUUUUCGAUAAAUUGGAUGUGUUUAUAUAGUGAAUGGUAAGUCAGAAGACAUCCUGAUAUUUACUGGUGAAUGAUUAGAAAAGCAUUUAUAAGCCAUACUAGAACAACAACAAUAGCACAUGGAAUUGCUUUUAUACCGACUGACAAGCAUUUGGUGAUUUUACUUAUUAGGCCAAAUAUUUUGAGAGACUCAAGGCCCUACCUUUUCACAUAACCUUAGGUAUUAGCUCUUCCUAAUUUCUUUUCCAAAAGAGUUGAAUUUUGACCAAUCAAUGAGGUUGAGCAUUCUUCUAUCUUAACUAAUGGCAACGUUGAGGGUCUCAUCUAUUUAAAAAUGUCUUGUUUCUACCAAAAAUAAGAUAGGAAGAAACCUAUCAUCUUCCACAACUUCAAACUAUAGCUUCAUCCACAAAUUUAAGGCCCCAUAUCAAGAUGACCAACAGGCAGCAACACAUGGCUUUGCCUUCAGUAGUUGGUGGCAAAAAUUUAAGCUCCAACAUCUUGUAUAAAUUAUCCCCUUUCCAUGAGCCAUUUCAUCAUCAACCAUAAGCAUUUACUACUCAGAUUUCAAAGGUCUCUUACUUUAUUGUUUCCAAUCUUCAAGAGAAAAACAAUGCUAAGUGCUAAGAAGCUCAUCAAGAUGGCUAGGAAAUGGCAGAAGUUCGUAGCCAUGCAGAGGAAGAGGAUUUCACUUCCAAGAAAUGGAAAUGAUGCAGUCAGUUGUAGUACAUCUUCAUCAUUUGUAGCCGGAAAAGGCCAGUUUGUAGUGUAUACAACUGAUCAAAGGCGCUUUGUGAUUCCAUUGGCUUAUCUGGAAAAUGAGCUCAUUUUGCAACUUUUAAACAUGUCGGAAGAAGAGUUUGGCAUGCCAAGUGGCGGCCCUAUUACAUUGCCAUGUAAUUCAGCUUUCAUGGACUAUAUUGUUUCACUAAUCAAGAAAGGUGCAACUGCUGAAGAUCUUCACAAAGCAUUGUUUCUUUUAAUUAGUUCAAGUUGCUCUUCAACUUCUUCUUUGCACCAAGAAUGGAGAAAUCAGCAACUCCUUGUUUGUUGAGCCAUGUUCAUUAUCUUUAGUAAAUGGUAGCUCAAACGUAGGUAGUUGAAAGUGUGUAUACAAAUGGAAUCGAGAUUUAUAUGAAAUUUAACCAGAUUGAAAUC
Lycium ferocissimum is the source of this 1392-nucleotide messenger RNA. Its product is annotated as auxin-responsive protein SAUR68-like. The transcript has a single exon. Gene Ontology annotation, biological process: response to auxin. The record is from RefSeq and is a predicted model, not a curated record. Lineage: Eukaryota; Viridiplantae; Streptophyta; Magnoliopsida; Solanales; Solanaceae. The coding region runs from base 758 to 1288 and encodes 176 amino acids.